UCAAUCUCUUCCAGCAAUCACGUGCUAUAAGCUCGGUCCGCACACAAAUUGGAUUGGGGCUGCAAAACCCUCGGAUCACCCAAAAUUUCUAGCCCGCUUCGUGAUUAGACUACAAUUCCCACCCUCCUUCAAACAAGACACUCACGAAAUAAUCUCGACAUUCUGAUCAGCACAAGCAGUCAAAAUGCCGAGCCACAAGUCUUUCCGAACGAAGCAGAAGCUCGCCAAGGCGCAGAAGCAGAACAGACCUAUCCCCCAAUGGAUUCGUCUCCGCACUGGUAACACCAUCCGAUACAACGCCAAGAGAAGGCAUUGGCGCAAGACCCGUCUCGGCAUUUAGAUGCAUUUCUAUAUCCCCAUCUACAACAGGCUACAUCUGUUUCUGGGAAGCCAACCCACCGAAUGCGAUAUGUUAUCAUGCCGGAAUUGAGCGAUUAGGCGGUCUUCAGGGGACGGGUCUCGCAGUGGAGGAUCAAACAUAGACUGGCAUUACCUCGGCGGUGGGAUUUUCUUCCAGGCAGAACACAUGCUGUAUCCUGUGUCAGUAGGGGGGAAAGCAUGAUGGGUGCGGGCGAUUCUCGGUUUUCUUCAGGGCUCAUCAAUUCCAGAUUUGCAUGGUACUGGUCGUAGGGAAUGAAAUGACGGGUUUGCGAACAAAGCAACUACGAUUCUUUUUUGAUGCCAC
Daldinia decipiens is the source of this 685-nucleotide messenger RNA. Its product is annotated as ribosomal protein L39e. The record is from RefSeq and is a predicted model, not a curated record. Lineage: Eukaryota; Fungi; Ascomycota; Sordariomycetes; Xylariales; Hypoxylaceae. The transcript is spliced from 3 exons. Gene Ontology annotation, biological process: translation. Gene Ontology annotation, cellular component: ribosome; cytosolic large ribosomal subunit. Bases 185 to 340 code for a protein of 51 amino acids. Gene Ontology annotation, molecular function: structural constituent of ribosome.